Messenger RNA from Hirsutella rhossiliensis, 2256 nucleotides. RefSeq names its product fungal zn(2)-Cys(6) binuclear cluster domain-containing protein. NCBI's taxonomy places the organism in Eukaryota, Fungi, Ascomycota, Sordariomycetes, Hypocreales, Ophiocordycipitaceae. The transcript is spliced from 5 exons. Gene Ontology annotation, molecular function: zinc ion binding; DNA-binding transcription factor activity, RNA polymerase II-specific. Bases 1 to 2256 code for a protein of 751 amino acids. The record is from RefSeq and is a predicted model, not a curated record. Gene Ontology annotation, biological process: regulation of DNA-templated transcription.
AUGCCCAAGAGGCACCCCCCACUCCGCCACUUGCUGUGCGGCCCUGAAGAGUCUGCCUCGUAUGCAGCUUCCACCAGCUCCUUGGUGCCGCAGAAACGGCAGCGAGUCGGCACUCAGAUGGCCUGCAACGAAUGUCGCCGGAAGAAGGCCCGCUGUGACGGGGAGCGCCCGUGCUGUAGGGCCUGCCAGCAGCGAUCUGUGCCAUGCAUCUACGCCGACAAGCCCGCCGUCGGUCCACCGAUCGUGGACGAGUCCUGCGAGAUCGUGCAGGUCCUCCGCUCCGCCUCGGAGAGCGAAGCGUUUGGCAUCCUGCGUCUGCUCCGGACCAACGACGACCUGUCGGCCGUGGCGCAUAUUGUCAAGUCCAUGCUGGGGCUCAGGCAAUCGCCGGCCGAAAACGCAUCCGAGACGGCAGUCGGUCUCCAAGAAGCUCCGUAUCCCAGCCUAGAGUUUGAGCUCAUGACCAAGAACCCCGUCUCGUAUCCCGCGCUGCACCCCCUCUUCGCCUCCUCCUUGGAGGAGUGUAAUUUACUUGGGCCGGUCCAGCUGCACCGACCAGACUCUCGAGACGCGAGGUUCGCCUUUGAGAGUGUCCCGUCAAGACUCUUGUUGCUGAUCUUUCUCAGCAUCAAGUUCAGCAGCCAGGUGGUCGGCGCCUCCCCCGAAGCGGCCAUCGAGACGACCGACUCGGAUCCCGCCCGCACCUCUGAUGACCCGGCAUUGAACCCGUUUCUCUCGAGCUAUGGGCCCGACGAAAUCGUGCUGUCGAGAUCGAGCUAUUGCGACGAGCGCUUGCGCGACUUGGACAUUGCUUUCUGGACCAAUGUCCCUGUAACUAACGAGUUUGCGGCCCGCGUCAUCUCGCUUUACCUAGAGACAGACCAUCCGCUGCUAGGCACCUUUGAUCCGGACCUAUUCAUCGGCGACCUGGUUGCUCGCCAGACCCGACAUUGCUCUCGCCUGUUGGCCAACGCAACACUGUACUGGGGUUCGCAAAUGUAUGCCGCUAUCGACAGAGAUGCCUACCCGCAAGCCCAGCUCUUCUGUGUCGAGGCAGAGCGGCUCUGGCGCCUUGAAGGGCCGUCAGACACCCUUCUCAACAUCGCGAGCGCCCAGCUCCUAAGUCUUGCCACCCUCGGGCAAGGCAAGGACCAUCACAUGCUGGAGUACCUGGGCGCAACCUUCCACAUGGGCUUGCGAAUGUCGUUGUUUGGCGUGGAGCCGGCUGUGGGGAUCAAGAUGGUCAACGAGCUCCCCCGGGACAUGCGCAGUGCGACCUCAUAUGCGGCCUGGGGCACCUUCAACUGGAUAGUGCUUAUGUCGCUGUUCUACCAGCAACCAGGUGUCCAGUACCCGAACCACCCUCCCGAGCUCCCGAUUCCAGGCGUCCGAGAGCCUGUCUCGACGCCGCAUAAGGAACACUCAGCGAAAGGGCCGGGUUUGGGGGAUCCCGCCCUGGCAACGGCGCCCUACAUGGGAGAGACUUUCCCAGCGCUGUGUAUGUUCUGGCGCAUCCUCCACGGCGUCACCCGGGACUAUUACCAGAAUGCGCCCAAGCAGCCUGCACCCGCGAGCGGCCAUGUCUCGCUUGUCUUUGCGGAGCACAAGUACCGCGAGCUUCUUGCCUGGGCGGAAACCCUCCCAAAGUCUCUCGCGCUGUCCGAGGAUAGUGCGCACCACGUCGUGGUCUUUCAUGUUUGGUUCCAUGCGGCUAUUCUCGACAUCUUCCGCCCCUUUGUACGAGGCCCCGAGGACCGUCUUGCCACGUUUGCGGCGCGCGAGAGCUGUCCGCGAGUCGCCUUCAAAGCCUCGGUCGAGCAGCUCAAGAGCCUCGUGGUCAUCUAUCGCUCGCGGCACAAGGAGUCGGCAUACUCGAUCCUCUGGCACACGGGCAUGAUCUACCUGGCCAACGCGGUCCUGCACGAGCCCAAGGACCCGGCGUGGCGCUUCUACUUUCUCCACUGCGUCCACGGCUACGGGAGCCUGCGCCGGUCGUACCGCGUUGCCGAGGCCGUCGGCCGGGCACUGCUGACCAUGACCCUGCGCAGCGGCGACAUGUCGAGCGACGAGGCGCGGAGCAUCUUUGGCCGGCUCAAGAAACGGGGGCUGGCGUACGUGUCGGACGAGAUCCGGGCCACGUUCAUGGUCGACUUGGACCUGGCCAUGACGGAUCCCGACGACUCGAGCGUCGAGAAGCUUGCUCAGGGGUUCGAGGACUGGACCCUGUUUCGAGAGUUUACGCACCUCGACGGGUGA